AUGAUCUUCAGUGUAAAUGAAGGCAAUAAAUUUGGACCAUUGAUAUGCAAUGCUUCUUGUGGUCCUCCGUGCACUUUUCGAUGGGUUGGACUUGUAUCUGUCAUCAACUCCAGUCAGUUACUCAUCAAUAAUGCAGCACGGACAGAUAAUGGUCCAUACCAAUGUGAAGCAAGGAAUACAAUUGGUACAAUUACUGCAAAUAUUGAUCUCCUCGUAUACUACGGACCUGACAAAGUGAUACUGUCACCUAAUGAGACAUCCUUAGUGGCAAAUGAAGGUAGUGAUUUUCCCAGUAUUAAAUGUAAAGCAGACUGCCACCCUGGUUGCACCUUAACGUGGAUUAAACCAAAUGGCAUAGAGGUAUCAACUAACGUCUUAAUUCUAAAGAACAUCAAAAUGAACCAAACUGGGACGUAUACAUGUAAUGCUAGUAAUUUUGUCGGCAAUAUGGUAUCAGCUGGUGUUACAAUAAAUCUCAUUGAUUCACCGACGAUUCUGAAAUUGGAAAUUUUAAAUAGUAAUACUGUUGAUGAACAACACUCUGUUAACUUUCUGUGUGAAGUUAAUGGAUACCCGGUACCUGACAUAAGUUGGAUAUUGUCUAGCACUAACACCCUGUUGAAAAAAGAUGAACAUACUUUUAAAAGCAACUAUGUAAUUCCAAAAGCUAACUGUCUACAUACUGGAACAUACCGUUGUCAAGGCAGUAACGUAAUUGAAGGUGAAUUAGUGAAUGCAUUCAGAGAAAUUAAUUUGUUUGUUCUCUGCAGAGCACGUAUAGAUCAAAGAUAUCCAGAAGUUGCUGACGAUAUUGCAGUUAUAGAAAACGGUGAUUUGAAUAUUAAAGUAUUUCUCCUAGCCUACCCUGAACCUAUGAUCAUUUGGACAAUGAGAAGUUCUGCCACAGGACAAGAUUAUACAGUGAACUAUAUUAAUUCAUUUAACAGUGUCGAACAUAUGUCAAUUGUGAAUAUAACCGACUUUUCCACAAAACAUUAUGGCGUCUAUAAAAUUAUUGCAUAUAACAACAUAGGGCCUCCGUAUGUUAAAUCCUUCACAGUGAAGCCACAAGCAAUUCCAUCCAAUAUAUGUCCAAAUAAAAUGAUCUUCAGUGUAAAUGAAGGCAAUAAAUUUGGACCAUUGAUAUGCAAUGCUUCUUGUGGUCCUCCGUGCACUUUUCGAUGGGUUGGACUUGUAUCUGUCAUCAACUCCAGUCAGUUACUCAUCAAUAAUGCAGCACGGACAGAUAAUGGUCCAUACCAAUGUGAAGCAAGGAAUACAAUUGGUACAAUUACUGCAAAUAUUGAUCUCCUCGUAUACUACGGACCUGACAAAGUGAUACUGUCACCUAAUGAGACAUCCUUAGUGGCAAAUGAAGGUAGUGAUUUUCCCAGUAUUAAAUGUAAAGCAGACUGCCACCCUGGUUGCACCUUAACGUGGAUUAAACCAAAUGGCAUAGAGGUAUCAACUAACGUCUUAAUUCUAAAGAACAUCAAAAUGAACCAAACUGGGACGUAUACAUGUAAUGCUAGUAAUUUUGUCGGCAAUAUGGUAUCAGCUGGUGUUACAAUAAAUCUCAUUGAUUCACCGACGAUUCUGAAAUUGGAAAUUUUAAAUAGUAAUACUGUUGAUGAACAACACUCUGUUAACUUUCUGUGUGAAGUUAAUGGAUACCCGGUACCUGACAUAAGUUGGAUAUUGUCUAGCACUAACACCCUGUUGAAAAAAGAUGAACAUACUUUUAAAAGCAACUAUGUAAUUCCAAAAGCUAACUGUCUACAUACUGGAACAUACCGUUGUCAAGGCAGUAACGUAAUUGAAGGUGAAUUAGUGAAUGCAUUCAGAGAAAUUAAUUUGUUUGUUCUCUGCAGAGCACGUAUAGAUCAAAGAUAUCCAGAAGUUGCUGACGAUAUUGCAGUUAUAGAAAACGGUGAUUUGAAUAUUAAAGUAUUUCUCCUAGCCUACCCUGAACCUAUGAUCAUUUGGACAAUGAGAAGUUCUGCCACAGGACAAGAUUAUACAGUGAACUAUAUUAAUUCAUUUAACAGUGUCGAACAUAUGUCAAUUGUGAAUAUAACCGACUUUUCCACAAAACAUUAUGGCGUCUAUAAAAUUAUUGCAUAUAACAACAUAGGGCCUCCGUAUGUUAAAUCCUUCACAGUGAAGCCACAAGGAGGCAUAACACAACAUUCUAGUAGUACUGAGUCCUCUCAAUACGGAAGAUGA
Messenger RNA from Mytilus trossulus (common blue mussel), 2226 nucleotides. RefSeq names its product hemicentin-1-like. Gene Ontology annotation, cellular component: plasma membrane; axon; neuronal cell body. NCBI's taxonomy places the organism in Eukaryota, Metazoa, Mollusca, Bivalvia, Mytilida, Mytilidae. The record is from RefSeq and is a predicted model, not a curated record. The transcript is spliced from 9 exons. The coding region runs from base 1 to 2226 and encodes 741 amino acids. Gene Ontology annotation, biological process: synapse organization; homophilic cell-cell adhesion. Gene Ontology annotation, molecular function: axon guidance receptor activity.